Molecule: messenger RNA, 2555 nt
Organism: Ornithorhynchus anatinus (platypus)
Lineage: Eukaryota; Metazoa; Chordata; Mammalia; Monotremata; Ornithorhynchidae
Gene: MICU2
Product: mitochondrial calcium uptake 2
Exons: 12
Coding region: 12-1304 (430 amino acids)
Biological process (GO): mitochondrial calcium ion homeostasis; calcium import into the mitochondrion
Cellular component (GO): uniplex complex
Molecular function (GO): calcium ion binding
Source: RefSeq, a predicted model, not a curated record
CUUCCGCCAAGAUGGCGGCGGCUGGGGCGGCCCGCGGAGCGGUCAUGGCGGCGGCGGCGGCCCGGCGCGGUUGGUGGCGUCGCGGCCUGUGGACGAGCCGCCGGGCGCUGGCGGCGCUGGCGCUGUUGGGCGGAGGAACGGCGUGGUACCGCGGCCGCGCCCCGCCGCGCCGGGAGCUGCGGGGACCGGCGGCCUUCCUCACCGUCCUGGCGCAGAAAGAUGCUCCCAAAGAAGAGUUGUCAGAUAAAGUGUCCAUUCGAAAGCAACGCUUCCUACAGUUUUCCUCGCAAGAAUAUGAAGGAGAAUAUUACAUGACUCCCAGAGACUUCCUGUUCUCAGUAAUGUUUGAUCAAAUUGACCGUAAAGCCUUGGUCAGGAGGCUCUCCCAGAAGGAGGUGGAAGAUGCAUUGGCAUUUGCCAAGCGGGCCCGUCGAGGAUCCAGCUUCUUCCGAGACCUCGGAGAUAAAGGAUUGAUUUCAUACACUGAAUAUCUGUUCUUGCUGACAAUCCUCACCAAACCGCAGACUGGAUUUCACAUGGCCUUUAAAAUGCUGGAUUCAGAUGGUGAUGAGUGCGUUGACAAGAGAGAAUUCUUCAAGCUUCAGAAGAUUAUUAGAAGACAAGAGGAUUUGAAGGCAGCAGCCAGGGAUGAGACCAUGCUUACGGAAUCUAAAGUGGAAGAUUCUAAAGUUAAUACUACCCUCCAGAUCCACUUCUUUGGAGCGAAAGGAAAAGACAAGCUUCACUAUAAAGAAUUUCGCAGGUUUAUGGAAAACUUACAGACAGAGGUGCAAGAAAUGGAAUUCAUACAGUUUUCCAAAGGACUGAGCUUCAUGAGAAAAGAGGACUUUGCUGAGUGGCUGCUCUUUUUCACCACAGGAAACAAAGACAUUUACUGGCAAAAUGUGAAAGAAAGAAUGCCAGCUGGAGAGAGUAUAAGCUUGCAUGAGUUCAAGACAUUUUGCCAGUUUACGACACACCUGGAAGACUUUUCUAUCACCAUGCAAAUGUUCAGUGUAGCCAAUCGCCCUGUCAAAUUGGCGGAAUUCAAGAGAGCGGUGAAAGUGGCAACGGGACAUGAGCUCUCAGACAAUGUUUUGGACACCGUCUUCAAGAUCUUUGACUUAGAUGGCGAUGAUUGCCUCAGCCACGGAGAGUUCCUUGGGGUUUUAAAGAACAGGAUGCAUCGUGGUUUAUGGGUCCCACAGCAACCAGGCCUACAAGAGUACUGGAAGUGUGUGAAAAGAGAAAGCAUUAAAGGAGUGAAGGAAGUCUGGAAGCAAGCCGGAAAACCGCUGCUGUAAAAGACCAAAGGGAAGGCGCUCCAGGAUGAUCACCUGGCAGCACUUGGGACGUUUAAAGUAUCUGUUUCUGUUUACCUAAUGCAAAUGUUCUAAAGUCAUCUGCAGUGUGUGUGAUUUCAGAGUGCAGCCGAUUUGCUUUCUGAUACCAUAACCUCAUGAUUUUGGUUAACAGAGAUGGAUACUAGCUUGGCAUUAGCUGGGCAAAUACCCUAGUGGUGCCAAUCUAUUUUCCACUCCCAGGAAGAGUUGAGAAUCUGGUUUUAGUUCUGGUCUCCCAUAAUCAGACACAAAAGCCAGGUCCCCUGCGGGAAAUACCUGGUAUUGUGCUAAUUGUAUUCAAUCAGUUAAUCAGUGAAAUUUCUUGAGCACUUACUGUGUGCAGAGCACUGUGCAUUAAGCACUUGGGAGAAUACAGUACAACAGAGUUGCCCGCGAGGGUUUAUAGUCUCAAAGUCUGGUAUCACACUCCAAAUAGCAUCUGAGCCUGUACUACCCAGGGGGAAUGACAUUUGGGUGGGUCCUUCCCUCGAAACACAUAGGGCCAGGAAGGCAGGAUCGGGUGCUUGUGUUCUUAGGAUUUUAUUCCAGCUGGGUGCUUGAGUGGGGAUUAGUUCUAAUGAUAACAUGUCUUAGCAGAUGUCAUUAUCGAAACUGGAAAUAAUAGCGUUUACAGAGACAUAGAAAAUAGAAACUGUGUGCUUGAUUUCUGAAAGCUUCUUUUAAAAUUUCACAACCAGAGGUAGAAAUAAACUAAAAUUACGUGAGCAACGCCUGCCUUCUUACUUUUUAGCCAGAGUCACUUAGAAUUCUGCCUCUCAGCUGCUGUUUAAGAAAACAGAAAAUACUCGGCACCGUGAAUCCCACGUUUGCCUCUUUCCGAGAAACAGUCCAGCUUCCCCGAAGAGCUGGAAGGAAAAGCUAAACCCAGAAAGUUCCCUCAAUUGUGGAGUAUGUCCAGCAGAUGGAAGGAAGAGCUUCUGCCAUUAGGGAGCUGGAGAGCUGAAGGAAUCUACCGAGGACAGACCGAGCUCUGCCGGCUGGCUAAAGGAAAUGUGUCUCUGCCUGGGUGAAGGGUUUGUGUAUGUGCUUAAAAAAUAAUCGCCAUUUCCUCCCCAGCCCACCGACUCCCGGCACUUCUGCAGAUGCUUUUUCGAAUUUGCAAUUCAACGUGAUUACACUUCGGGGCCUGGCUGCGAUGGUGAUAGAGUGCUGUGCGCCCAGUAAACGCUUAAUAAAUACAAUUGAAUGAUA